Penicillium concentricum is the source of this 297-nucleotide messenger RNA. RefSeq lists its product as uncharacterized. The transcript has a single exon. NCBI's taxonomy places the organism in Eukaryota, Fungi, Ascomycota, Eurotiomycetes, Eurotiales, Aspergillaceae. Bases 1 to 297 code for a protein of 98 amino acids. The record is from RefSeq and is a predicted model, not a curated record.
AUGGGCCCCUCCCCACCCAGGGCAACCGGUAGCUGGACCUUCGCACCCAGUUGCGCAUCCGGGAAGAUUUUAUGCGUACUCGCCCGUCGUCGUGUUUUCCAAGAUGCGUAUGACUUGUUUGACUGGCUUGAACGAUAUAUGGAAGCAAGAACUGAGCUGUCUGAACACACCCGGGGGCACCUACGUAUCGAAUUGGAGCGGCGCAUUGCAGCCCUCCUAGAUGAGAUGCGGCGUACUUAUGAAGAAGCGAAGUUUGACCGCUCACUGAUCUGGGAAGGGGCAUGGCGACCAACAUAG